CAUAUUUCACAAUAGUACAAAACAUGAUAAUACCAUUUUUCUAUUGAGUGGAGGAAUAAAUAGAAAAAACAGAUUUCGAUUUUAUUUAUUGGAUGGAAAAAAACUAAGUAUACGUAAAUAUAAACAAAUAUAUUGAGGAGAUAUUUGUCACAGAAAGAGCUGGUGGGAAUAUUUGUACAUAUAUGCACACAUACUUGUAAACAUUUAUCACAUACACAUAUAAAUAUUAUUUGGAGCAUGGAAAUUUGUAAAGGUAAACCAGGUUUUUUAAUCCCGAAUCUCACAUCUGCAUCUGCGAUGGCUGCAGCCUCUGGAGAUGGGAAUGGUUCUAGUAGUGAUGGUGAUUCAGUCCAAAUGACAAUCUCUAAUAACAAUCAUCAUCAUCAUAACAAUAACAACAACAACAACGGUAAUCAUUCAAGCGGGGGAAAUUCUUUAAUUAAUUUGAGUAAAACUGUAUCUAAACAUAAUAUGGAUUCAGAUUUAGGAUCUGUUAAAAUGUAUAUAAACAAAUCAUUAUCUGAUAAUGCUUCUGCUAAAUCGCCACUUUCGUUACAUUUGGAGAAUUCUGGGAUAACACAUGAAAAUUUGAUAACUGAAUCAAAUAAUGCGCUACAACAACAUCUUCAUUCUCAUCAUCAUCUUAAUACACAAUUAAAAAGAAGCCCUCCACCGCUUAAUCCUGUCCUUACUCUUCCCUCUGUCACAACUACCAUUUCAAAUGGAUCAUUCUAUUGUAAUUCGAUAAAUACCAGUUCUAAUCAUCAAAUAAGAUCAGGUAAACGUCCAGCGCCUACAACGCCGAAGCGAUUAUCAACAAAUUCUACAGAUUUUCAUUUUGACGAUGACUGUGUCAGUAAUUCCGGUUCUGAUAUGGAUGCUCAUGAGAAUUCGAGUUCCACAGAUGUUGAAGGUGUUUGGUCGAUGGAUAUAGAACAAUGUUUUCAGGAAGCUCUAGCAAUAUAUCCACCAUGUGGACGUAGGAAAAUUAUACUAUCGGAAGAGGGAAAAAUGUAUGGACGAAAUGAAUUAAUUGCUAGAUAUAUAUAUCAACACACUGGAAAGAUUCGAAGCAGAAAACAAGUUUCAAGUCACAUUCAAGUAUUGGCUCGUCGAAAAUCUAAAGAACUUCAAGCUCAGAUUAAGGAUCCUGAUACGAAACAACGAGCUAUUAUGCAUCUAUCAAUGCUCAGUUCCGCACAAAUUGUAUCUGCAGGAGUGCUUGGUUCCAAAACCUUACCGUCUAUCUCAACAUCUGGUGGAUUACCAGUGACAUCAUCUGGAAUUCAUCCAUCAACAGACGAUGAGAAGAUCAAUGAAAUUAAAUUGUCAAAUUCACAUCCUUUGAAUAUGACAAAUAAUCGAAGUGAUAUGCAUAGUUUAAUUGUUGAAGAUAUUGUCACUGAUAGAAGUCCUCAUAUUAAUGAUCUUAUACAUUCUAAUAAUAGAGAAUUAAAGAAUAAAAGUAAUGGUUUAUAUCUUGAAAAUCUACAUAAAUACCCCUCUUCAAAAGCCAUCAAUAAUAAUGUUCAAAACAAUUUUACAAUUAGUAAUAAAAAUUUAGUUAAAGGUAAAUCUCAAGAAAACUGUUCAUAUUCUACAGUAAUACAAGAUGAUAAAACGACCCAAUAUAAUCAUAUCAAUUUAAAUCCCUCUAGUCAAGCUACACUAGCCCAUCUUCUUCCUAUAAAUUCAUCUUUACCACCGUAUUCAUUUGAUAUAAGACAACAAGGAAAUAUGGUGAAUAAUGAUAGUUCACAGUUAUCUUAUCCAUAUGAGGCAUUUUUAGCCUUGAGAUCUCAACAACAGUCAAAUUUAUUCAGUCGAAAUUCGGAUACAUUAGAUUUACAUAACAAACUUCUUGGACCUGUCGAUAGUAAACAGCAACACGAAAUCGAUUCAAAACAACUAAAUUUUCCCUUGGCGUUAGAUAACCUUAUGACAAUCACUUCAAAUAAUCAUCGAAAUCAGUCGUCUUCUCCAUCAACUUCAUCUUUAGUAAAUAAUGGUAAUCGUUUACAGUCCACAUUACCAAUAAAUAAUUCCUCUGUUAUAUUACCAAAUUUACAACCUGACGGACUAGUUCUUGUCAAAACAUCAGUUGGUCAGUUAUUAUACUGUCCAUCCAAUCACUAUAACAAUAAUAAUGAUAAUAAUAACGCGAUUCCUCAAAAAAUACAUAAUAGUACUACCACUAUCAACAAUAAUAUUGAUUCUUCCAUAUCCUCCUCAAAUUGCUCGUCAAUCUCUUCAUUAUCCUCAGUACCGAGUUUUACAUCAACUCUUUCAGUGCCUAAUUCACUAGGCUCUUCAAUGACAUCAACUACACCAUCAGCAUCAGCAUCCGUAGCAAUGGCAGCUGCACAUGUUGCUUCAGUUGCAACCUAUGAACAACAAUGUACAUCAAUAACAUCUGUUUUAUGGCCAACAAAUUCUUUACUGUCAUCAUCACCAUCAUCUUCUCAUCAUGCAUCUGUACUGUCAGCUAAAUCAAAUGUAAAUACAUUUCCUUCGACAGUUGUACCUAAACAAAAUUCAGUUUUAAUAGAACAAUUAAAUGUUAAUCAUGCUCACCGUAAUAACAAUAACAAUUAUAGUGAUUUAAUUGCAAAUGCAUUAGCAACUACUAAUAAACAACUAAGUGAUGAUGGAACAAUGAAUUUCUUACGAGAAAUUUCUUAUUCUUCAAUGAAUCCUUCAAGGGAUAGCGAUGAUUCUAUUUCAGAUUCCCCGAAAUAUUCUAGAAAAAUGAUUGUAGAGAGUGCAGAAAAAAAUAUAUCACUGUCAAAUGUAAAUGUUUCUACUAUGGUUACUAAUACAACACCAGAAGAUUUAAAAAAUAUCAACAUACCCAAAUGGAUGGGACGAUCAGUUACAGCACCUAAAAUGAGAUUGGUUGAAUUAAGUGCCUACAUGAUAAGUUCAACGUCGAAAUCCCAGUCCAAUGGAACUCAUACACAUGAUUUUCAUUUAACUACAACCCCAAAAUCGACGAUGGUUGUACACAAUUUUGUUCACAUUGGACCCAUUUUAAACGAGCAAUUAUACACUGACCCAAAUUUGGAGCAAGUGGAUGCAAGUCAAAUCUGGGAUAAAUUUCCUGAAGACAGCCUAAAAGAACUUAUGGAACAUGGACCUAUGAAUACAUUCUUUUUGGUUAAAUUCUGGGCUGAUGUCAAUGUGAUGGUUGAACCAGAUGCCACAUUCGCUGUGUCAGCUAUUUUCGAGGGUACGGAAGACGUUCCAAUUAACUUAUCAACUAAAGUUUGCUCAUUUGGCAAAGAAGUAUUAGAAAAAAUAGAGGAUGAACAACCUAGACCCGAAAAUGGACGUUUUGUAUAUCGGUUUUUACGUAGUCCUAUGUGUGAUUAUAUGAAGAAAUUUAUUGGGAAGCUAUUACAAUUGCCUCAGCGAGAAUUAAUGAAUUCCGUUUUGGAGAACUUCACAAUCUUGCACGUACCGAUAUUCACAAUGUUUUAAAUCUUUGAAGUAUUUCAAUUAUGCUACUUUUAUGUUAUCCUGAUGAAAGAGGACAAUUUAUUUCUAAAAAUAACUAUUCCAGACUGAUGUUCCUUAUUCGCCAAAACUUAUUUUGCCUGAGGAAAUACAUCUAAUUUUUUGGAGGGGGGGAUUUCAGACACAUUAAUGGCGAACGUAAUAGUAAAACUAAACUAUUUCCAGAUGAUGUGGUAAGCUGAAUUCUAUGUUUGAAAGUGACUUAAUUCUUUGCGGUAAGAAAAAAAAUUCAUCGUAAAUCUGUGUAGAAUUCAGUCAACGUUAAAGUCUAAACAACAAGACAAUGUUUUCAGCAGAACAAAAACCAAAUGAGAUUUUAUUCGAAUGAAAAAUGCCAUUAUCAAUUUAUCUGAAGAUUAUCAUCUCAAUAAACAAGCGUAAUGAAAGUGGUAAUUAUUUUUACAACUGCAUUAGUUAAUAUAAAUAAUCGUGAUAUUAUUAGUAUAGCGUAUUAUAAGGUUAGUCACAUCAUAUAAUGAUUUUAAAUUCAUUGGUAAUCAAAAAUUUUUAAUCAUUAUAUUCGAGUUAUCAUAACAUAUUUAAUUAUACUUGUUUCUUCUUUUCUUUUUAAAAACAAAAUCUAUUUUAGGUCCUGACAAAUAAAUUAACAAAUGAAGUAUUAUUGUGUAUUGCAUAUGUAUUGGAAGUUGCACAAGAGGGUUGUAGGGCACAACAUCACAUAUAUCGAUUGACACGUUAUGGCUAAUUUCAAUGUACUAAACAGUGAUAAAACAGAAAAUCAGAAACGUGUAAAUUACUGGUUCAUUUUAUUAUUCAAAUUUUAUUUCAGUGAAUAAAUGGUGAAGAAGAAUUUUAGGUAUUUAAAAUUAUGUUGAAUUAUUGUCGACAGCAUUAAUAAUUUAUUUAUCAGAAAGUCUUUACUUUGGUAUGUAUGCAUAGUCUUCUCCUAGGGACUUCUUUAACUAUCUAUAUGUAAACCUUGCGAAUUCUCUAAAAAUAUCCUAACGUUAGCUAUUCCCUUACAUAUUAUGAAAUUAUUCUUGUCUGUUGUGGGCCUUUUGUGUCAUAUAUAAACUGAGUUUUUCUAUCCAUGAGUAAUGAGUUUGUUUCACCUACUUAUCCUCGUGUGCAGUCGUUUUGUACAGACAUUGUACUGUCUUUUAUUGUCUUCGAUCGAUCCGGUGACGCUGAGCGAAUGAGUUUUACUUUAGAUUUAAAUGUGUGUAUGAUUCGGUACAUACAUAAGUGUGUGAAUUAGAAGAUCGAGAAAGAAUAUGCUUUAUACAUUUUAUUGAAUGUUACUUUGAACAUUUUCUCUAGAUCUUGUAUGAAUACACACUGAUCUAGAUUUCAGCACAAUUUUGUAGGCGAUUUCUUCCAGUUAUCGAUCCAACCUUACUUUGAAACCAAUAAUCGUGGUUUGUCAAGUGAACGUCAAAGAUAAACAAAGUUUGUAUGGAAAAAAUUGCUUUUUAGCUUCUCUCUACAUUAUUUUACUUAGUGUAUAAUUCAAUAUACAUAAACACUAGUGCUGUAAACUUUUUGUGCCUAGACUAAUGUAUUUCAAAAAAAUAAUAAUAAUUUAUCCGCUAACUUGUGCAACAAGUAUAAAUAUUUUGUGUCUGGAUUUCUAAUGAUAAUCUUUUAUUUAUUUCUUUUGUUUCACCUUCUACUUAUCUGUAUUUGUUUUAAAAUGUAAAAGAGAUUUCCUAAUAAUUGACGAAAAAUAUUUAGUCACGUAAAAUUGGUGUUUGCAAGGAUUGUUAAUGACAGCGUUGAUAGUGGCUAUUAUUUAAACAGUUAUUACAUUUAAUGUUAUAAGUAGUUCGAACAAAAUGAACACUUUCGAUACUUCGGAAUAAUUAUACAAUGAUUUAUGUGGUAUGAAUAAGUAUAUGAUCUUGUUACAAUGAGGAAUAUUGUGUUUUUAUCAUAUAUAUAUAUAUAUAUAUAUAUAUAUAUAUAUAUAUUGUUAUGAAGUCAAAUCUUAUCGGUAUUUUCCAGCUACCUUGGUGAUUAUUUCUUGAAUUAUUGUUUGACUUUAUGCCUGCACACGAAAUACAAAGUGAUUCACAAUAAUUAUGUAUUUUACUCUGAUGUGAUGACAAUUAUGAUGUCAAUAGUGUAUUUUUUUUCUUGCAAAACAGAAUAAUUAUUACUAUUAUCCAUUUGUGUAUUGUCUUUCCUAAAGUUUCAAACGUCUUUUGAAGUAAAUAGAUCUUUGGUUAUCGAAUAAUAAUUGUACACCAUGACACAUUAACAAUAAUAUUAACAUAUCAAUUAUUCCUAUCCUUGCUCUUUCUAUUAUUCGAUCAGUAUUUCUAAAACGCUGCCAAUAUAGUUAUUAAAACUGUUUCACUCCGCAAAACUCAAUAAUAAUAAACUCUUGUCUUCAAAUAAUUAAAAGCUACACUAUGUAUGUAUCGGCUGAUUUAUAUGAAUACUCUUAUUACUCUUUGUAUUCGUUUUUAAUAAAAACAAUAUUAUUACUGUUGAAUAUUCAGUUACUUGCAUGUAUAUUUUUACUAUUAUUCCUCUUCAUGGUAUGCCUGUUUUGUGCUUAUUUAUGUGAAAAUGAUUAGAUGUUUAUGUAUAUUUAUGUAUGUAUAAAAAACGGUGUUUUAUUCUAACACAGAAGAUAGAGAUGGAUGCAUUUCUUGACUAAAUGUAUUCCAAUCUGCUUUGAUAUUGUUUUUUUUCUGCACUAUUCUCUGUGUAAACCCAGUGUUCAGCGUAAACUCUCUUUUAUUAGUUGUUCUCUUCUUUUCUUUCCACCCUUUCAUUCUAGUAUAUUUUGAAUGUAACGAAAAAAAAAUUAUGAGAAGAAAAAUCUAGAAUGAGAAUGAUAAAUUUUCUACCAGUUUUUUUCAUUUUUUAACACAAUAAUCGAUUAUAUUACGCAAGUGCACACGUAUAUGCAUAAAUUUAAUGUACAUAUUAAUUAUCACUGUUAAUAUUAUGUUUGGCUCUUUUUUUUUAGUUUAUUUUGCUUUUCUCUCUGACAAACUGACACGAUUUCUUCCUUUUUUUAUUCAGUUCUCUUCUGUCCUUUUAUCUAAAAUGCAAUGUGUAUGUGUGUGUUAUAAAGUUCACCGGAAACAAAAUCAUACAAAUACAUUAGAUAUAACAAAUAAGAUAAAGAUAACCUUAAUGUUAUAAAGUCAUCAGGCUGUUAGGUAAAAAAAAGAAGAAUAUUCAUCUUUUAUUUCCAAAUAUGUUUCUUUAUUUUUCUGUUGUAUGCGUAUGUGCAAACGUAUAUUUCAUGAAGUACUGAAAGUCAAAAUAUAACAUUUUAUCUGAA
Schistosoma guineensis is the source of this 6778-nucleotide messenger RNA. The record is from the annotation of a GenBank genome assembly. Lineage: Eukaryota; Metazoa; Platyhelminthes; Trematoda; Strigeidida; Schistosomatidae.